AUGUAUUAUAUGUUAAAUAUGGAGUCUCUAAUUCUGCUGUUAUUGGAUUCUAAGGCACACGUAGAAAAUAUUUCAAUUGUUAUCCCAACACAUAAGAAAAAAUUUGUUUUAAAACUUAAAAAAAACAGUGAAUUAAUUUCAAAUAGAUAUAUUUCAAGAACUCUAUUGCCUACAGGCUUCCAUUCAAAAAAGAUAUCAAAAGAUGAGUAUUAUGCUCAACAUUGCUACUACAAUGGUCAUAUUGAAGGAGACCCUUAUUCCAUUGCUGCUGUCAGUACUUGUGAUGGCAUCAGUGGCCUCAUUAUAAAAGACGAUGGAAUAUAUCACAUUGAGCCAACUGGGAACAGUUUAGACCCAACACUACAUUACUGGUACAAAAAUAUGACAGAUGAAACAGCGUCACAUUGUGGUAAUGAUGCCCAUGAUUAUGACCAUAAAGAUAUUCAUGAAUUAUUUUCAAGAAAUCUCCUUAAACGGGUUCGCCGAAGCAUCAGAGGACCAUAUGGGAGCAAUAAAGACACAAGAUAUGUGGAGCUUUAUCUUGUUGCUGAUAGUGACACACACAAUCAACACAAAGACAAAAUGGAAAGAAGAUUAAUCAAUAUUGCAAACACAGUGAACAUGAUAUAUCGGCCCUUAAAUCUUUACAUUGGCCUUGUUGGUGUUGAGAUUUGGAGAGACCCAUCAAAUAUACCUAUUAACAUUGAGCGUGGAGAUCCUCAGGAAACCCUUACGAGGUUCUUACAUUACCGCCAACAACGAAUAAACCCAGUUCAAUUGAACGACAAUGCACAGUUGCUAGUAGGUUUCAAGUUUGCUAAUGGCGUUAUUGGCAAGGCAUCGCAGGGGAAAAUAUGUAUGCAUCAAUCAUCUGGUGGAGUCAAUAGUGACCACUUUCAUUCUACAGUGGCAAGCGUAGCUAUGACAGUAGCUCAUGAACUUGGACACAAUUUAGGAAUGCUCCAUGAUCGUGACACCUGUGUCUGCCCAGGAGAAUCUACCAAGUGUAUCAUGGAAGCAACGAGUGGUGAUAGAAGCUCUCCAAAAUGGUCAAGUUGUUCUAAAGAAGCAAUAAAAGAAGCCUUUGAGAUGGGCAUGGAUUAUUGUUUAUAUAACAAGCCUGAAUCCUUGUUUUACACAUCAUGCGGAAAUAACUUUGUUGAAGAUCUUGAAGAAUGUGAUUGUGGAUUGCCAGAGGUAUGUGAUAACAAAUGUUGUGACCCUAACACUUGUAAACUGAAAGGCAAUGCUGUAUGUGCUACAGGGAAAUGUUGUAAUCUUGAUACAUGUCAGCUGCGUCCCUCAGGAACUGCGUGUCGGCCUAGAGAAGGAGAAUGUGAUUUAGAUGAAUACUGCACAGGGAAAGGUGAAUAUUGUCCGGAAAAUGUAUUUAUUCACAAUGGACGGCCAUGUUCUGGAGGACUGUCAUACUGUUACAAAGGACAGUGCAAUACUCACACAAAACAGUGUCGGUUGCUAUGGGGAGAAACUGGCAGAGUAUCCGAUGAUAUUUGCUUCACUAAUAACGUACUUGGCAAUGUCAGUGGUAACUGUGGUUUCAACUGGCAGACAGACAGAUACACAGCUUGUGCAGCGAAAGAUGUUCGUUGUGGUAUGCUUCAUUGUGUUCACAAAAAUGAAAAACUAAUGUUCUGGAAAGAUAACCUUGCUAAAAAAUUUCCAACAUCAUUCAAAGAUGCUGGUAGGACAAUUGAAGUAUGUCGGGCAGUAAUUUUGGAUGUAGGCCUUCAGAUGCAAGACCCUGGAUUGGUACCAGAUGGCUCUAAAUGUGGUGAUGAAAAAAUCUGUGUAGAGCAACAGUGUAAACCACUGCAGAAAUUAGGAUUUCCUGAUUGCCCUAAAGGAUGCAAUGGACAUGGAGUGUGCAAUAGCCGUGGGAAUUGCCAUUGUGAUGCUGGCUAUGGACCCCCUUACUGUGACAAAGAAGGGAAGGGUGGAAGUGUCGACAGUGGAAAUGCUAACCUAGAAAAAGAAAGCCCCGUUGUGACUAUCGUGCUGGUCAUUCUAUUUUUGGUUGUAAUUAUUUCUGUACUUGUUUGUGUCUAUCUACGAAGAAAUUAUCUCAUUCAGUGUUGGAAAAAGAAGAGCAAUUUCAAUAUGCAUUUUCCUCCUGCACUAACAAAUUUAAAACUGCCUAAAGUUCAGAUACCCACAAGAACAGAUACAAAUCGACAAAGUCGGACAAGCCGACUGGGCCCACCCAUCUCAAAACCAAUGUUGACUCACAGUACCAAUAGCAAUUCUCAAGCAUUAGUCACACCUGUUGAAGCUCCACAAGAUGCUUAUAUUCCAAAAAGAGAACCACGAUCAGCUGCUCGACCACUUAGUGCUAUUAUGACAAAAGACAUUUCCAGUCCAGUACUCCUUAGUACUACUAAUCGCCGGUCAGCAGCAUUUUCUGAACAAAAUCUCCCUAAUAUACACACAGCAGACAUCAAGGGUGGAUUGGCUACAACAAAACGUCCAGUGAAAUUGCGUCGCAAUCAUUCUGAUCGUCCCCAAAAGCCACCACCCCUGAAGCCUGAUGAAAGUCGUCAGUUUGGAACACAAUCUCCAAAAUUGCAUCCUUUAGAGAGAAAUAAUAGAGAAAAUGCUGUCUCUCAGCACCUUCUUGGCCAAGAUGAUGAGAAUGCUUUAUACAUGAAUACAUCUUCAGAACCCCCAAAUAACAGUUCCAGUAUUGAUCACAACAGUAAUCAUGCUGUUUACCAUAACAUGACAUCUCCUUCCUCACUCAAGAGAACUAAAGAAAAACCUCCACGACCACAAGCACGAGCAAUGACUUCAAAUCUUGUGAGAUCAGAAUCGAACCCCACCCCAUCCAAAAGAGAUCACAAUCCUGAGCCUAAAACAAGGGAAAUUUCCAAACUCACACAAACUUCUCCAUCAGCAUCAACAGCUGAUAAGCCAGUUCCUGUUCAAAAGAAUUUUGUUAACCUUAAUAGAUCAGAAUCUGAUCCACAGGCAAAAAGUUCUUUAACGCCAGCACAGUUAGCCAAAGCUGGACUGAAGCCUGUUGGCAGCACUACAAAAAAGGAACAUAAAAGCCCACCUCCUUCUACGGUAACAAAGCCUGUCAGAUCACAACGAAUAACUAGUCCAACUCGUUAUAACCAACCGCAGUCGUCACCCAAAGAAGACAAACCCGAUUAUUCAGACUCAAACAAUACAGAAUCAAAGAAAAAAAUCAGUGAACUGAGACAAAUGUUCGAUUCUAAGAUAUAGAAUUGCUCAAUAUAUUAUUUACUUUUUUUUUUUUUUAGUGGAUAAAAAAAAGAGAAAACAAAUAUUGAUUUUAUUUGCCUUUUGAAACUUGAGAUGAAAAAUUUAUUAAAAGAAAAACUAAUAAACAAACAGAUGGAGAAUAAAUCACUAUUGUAAAUACAAAACCAGAUGCAAAGAAAUGGAAAAACAUUCCAUUAAGGCUGUUAUGGUAAUCAGCAUAAACUGUUAUGGUGUUCAGUAUAAAAACGUAUUUUAAGCGGUCCUGGCCAAUUACUUGAUAAAAACUAAUCGUUUUUUUUUUUUCUUAAAAAACUGUUCUUCAAAAUGCUCUGCAUUGCCAAAAUAUAUUCAAGCAUUUAAAUUUGUUAUUCUUUCAUGUCCCGUGACUUCUUCAAAUGUGAUUUAUGAUCAACAAUAUCUUUCACAGCUACCAGCUUUAAAUUUUGUUAAAUUACAGAGACUAAAAUCAUACCAUAACUAUAUGCUUCUGUUAUCAUCCAACUCAGGUGCAUACAGUUCCUUUUAAAUCUAUUUUUUUUUUUUUGUAAUUGUUUUUAUUUGUAUGUGUAUGUGAGAGAAAGAGAGACAUUGCGUGUGUGUGCGCAUGUGUGUGCCUGUAUGUGUAUGUUUCACUUCACUCAAGCCUUUUUCCAUUCCACCUAUGAAAAGAGGAAAUUUCUGCAGCCUGAAUAUAAAUAACUUACAUCUUGCAAAAUGAACAAAAUGAUCCUCUAAAAGGAGGAGAUAAAUGAAAUAAUAUAAUUUCUGGAGUGUAACUCUC
Molecule: messenger RNA, 4027 nt
Organism: Octopus sinensis (East Asian common octopus)
Lineage: Eukaryota; Metazoa; Mollusca; Cephalopoda; Octopoda; Octopodidae
Product: disintegrin and metalloproteinase domain-containing protein 12-like
Biological process (GO): membrane protein ectodomain proteolysis
Molecular function (GO): metalloendopeptidase activity
Source: RefSeq, a predicted model, not a curated record